AUGCGCUUCUCGCUUGAAACCGUGACGGCCGUCCUGGCUUGCCUCUCCACUACUUAUGCGCUCCAGAUCCCUCCCGAUACGCCGCUCUCCGAAUUGAUCUCGUCCGCCAAAGCGCAUCUCGCAAAGGGCUCUCCGCGAGAUGCUCUCGUAUACUUUGAUGCCGCUGUCUCGCGCGAUCCGACAAACUAUAUCACCAUCUACCAGCGCGGAGCUGCUUACCUGUCCAUUGGCAAGAACACUCAGGCCUCGGAGGACUUCAACCGAGUCCUGGAACUAAAGCCCGAUUUCGAGGGCGCUUUGCUCCAGCGAUCUCGUCUCCAGGCUAGGUCUGCUCACUGGAAGGAAGCUCUACAGGAUUUGGAACGUGCGGGGAAGAAGGACUCGGUCGAAUACCAGGAGAUCAAGGCCGCGCGGGAUGCAGCAGCCCUGGCCCUGGCCGCGGAGAAGAAGGGAGACUGGGAGGCCUGUGUCAUGCAGGCUGGGGUCGCCAUUAUGAAGGCGAACACGGAUCUGUCAUUGCGACAGGCUCGCGCACACUGCCGGUUCGAGAGGGGUGAGUUGGAGGAGGGUGUGAGCGAUCUUGCCCAUGUUCUACAGAUCUCCCCGAACUUGGUGGAGCCUCAUCUACAGAUGUCCUCCAUGCUGUUCUAUGCUCUUGGUGAUAGUGACCGUGGUCUCGCUCAAAUUCGCAAGUGUCUACAUACCGAUCCCGACUCGAAGGCUUGCAAUCGUCUCUAUAAACGAGAACGUCAGCUUGCAAAGUCAUUGGGUAAACUGCACAGUGCCCUGGAGGCGCGCAAGUUCAGUAAUGCCGUGAAGUUGAUGGUCGACGACGGAGAAGACACCGGGCUGAUCACCGAUGUGAAGAAUGAUGUCGCCGAGGCGAGAAAAGCGGGCCAUAUCCACCCAGCGGCGUCUAAUUAUCUUUAUGUUUUCCUGGUUGAGAAGACGUGCGAGUCAUACCGAGAGAUGCGUAUGCUCAAAAAGGCUGGUCCUUACUGCGCCGAAUCCCUCCAGCUAGUUCCAUAUUCUCUCCAUGGCCUACUAUACAAGGCCCAGACUGAACUGGACGGCGAUCAAUUUGAAGAAGCGGUGCGAACAUUGAACACUGCCCGGGAGCAUCACCCGCACGCCCAAGAAGUCCAGUCCCUACUCCAGAAAGCGCAAGCCCUGCUGAAGCGGUCGAAGCAAAAGGAUUAUUACAAGGUCCUCGGAGUUAGCCGGGACGCGGACGAGCGGACGAUCAAGCGAGCAUACCGCCAAUUGAUGAAGCAGCACCACCCCGACAAGGCUCACGCUCAGGGCAUACCCAAGGAAGAGGCCGAGAAGAAGAUGGCCUCCAUCAACGAAGCAUACGAAGUCCUGUCCGACUCUGAACUGCGUACACGAUAUGACAAUGGAGACGAUCCCAACGAUCCCGAGUCGCAGCAGCGAGGCAAUCCUUUCCAGGGAAGUCCCUUUGGCCAUGGAGGUGGCCAACAAUUCUUCUUCCAGCAGGGUGGCCAGCAGUUCAAGUUCGGUGGUCAAGGCUUCGGGGGCUUCCCCUUCCGCUGA
Penicillium brasilianum is the source of this 1554-nucleotide messenger RNA. The record is from the annotation of a GenBank genome assembly. NCBI's taxonomy places the organism in Eukaryota, Fungi, Ascomycota, Eurotiomycetes, Eurotiales, Aspergillaceae.